Molecule: messenger RNA, 3150 nt
Organism: Salarias fasciatus (jewelled blenny)
Lineage: Eukaryota; Metazoa; Chordata; Actinopteri; Blenniiformes; Blenniidae
Gene: tdrd1
Product: tudor domain containing 1
Exons: 22
Coding region: 16-3150 (1044 amino acids)
Source: RefSeq, a predicted model, not a curated record
UUGAGAAAACCAUCAAUGAGCCCGUUAUCAUUGAUCAGCGGAGGUCCCCCACUGAGACCCCCUGCCACUGCGGCCACGGCGGCCCCGGCGGCCCCGGAGCACCGCGGAGGCGGGCCACCAAAUUCACCACUCAACAAGAAUGCCCUGGCACUGUCAGGAUCUGGGCCACCAGCACUCACUGUUAUCUUCUGCAACUACUGCGGCCAGCAAGGAAACUUUCGGUGCAACAGCUGCAAGAAGAUUCCUUACUGCUCAGUCGUGUGUCAGAAAGAAGACUGGAAAGCACACAAGCAUCUUGGCAACUCGGAAAGCUCCAAGAAAGUGUAUUUGAAGGACCUGCAGAUCCCUAAAUUUGUUGAAGGAGCUGACGUCCAGGCGUCUGUGUUGGAGUUCUACAGCCCUGGCAGGUUUUUUCUCAUGUUUCAAAGUCCUGAAAUAUUGAAAGCUCUCACAGACAUGAGUACAGAGCUUCAGGGAACGAACAGGUCACCCUCUGUAUCAAACUAUGUGCCCUGUGUUGGGGAGGUCUGUGCUGCUCAGUUUUCCUUGGAUUUGAAGUGGUACCGCGGUCUGAUACAGACUUUGACUCAUGACCAGAAGAUGGCAAAAGUCCUUUACAUCGACUUUGGUAACGAGGAGGACGUCCCAGUGGACAGGAUCAGACCCCUGGCAGCCAAUAUUAAACCACUCAGUCCUUGUGCAAUGGAGUGUUGCAUUGCCGGUGUGGUGCCGGUGGGCGACAAGUGGUCAAGCGAGUGUUGCACAACAGUGAGGGAGAUGAUCGUUGGCAAGAUUGUGACUGCAUGCCUGGUGAAAACACAAGAGCAUGGUCAGAGCUUUGCUGUGGAUAUUCUACUUCCCAUUGAUGCCAUGACGAACGCCUCCUUGGAGAACUUCAGGCGUCUGGCUGAUGGUAAAGACGACAACUCGUGGGCCCAACCACCGGAGCCACUGAGGCAGGCGGUGGGCGACCGCCUGUCUGUUGUUGUCAUCCACUUCCAGUCACCUACUGACUUUAUCGUGCAGAAAGUGGAGAAUGCAAAGUUGAUCCAGGACUUGCAGCUGAAGCUGAGGGAACACUGCAGUCAGGUUGCAGCUCCGAAGAACUUCAGACCGGCUCCCGGCACAGUGUGCUGUGCUCAGUUCACAGAGGACAAGCAGUGGUACAGGGCAACGGUUCUGGCGUAUUCAUCAGAAGAACGCGUCUGCGUCGGCUACAUUGACUUUGGUAACUCGGAGGAUGUGGAUUUAAGCCACCUGUGUCCCAUCAGCGCCGCACUUCUAGAACUUCCAAUGCAAGCUAUACCAUGUGGUCUAGCAGGCGUGCAGCCCAUCGGAGAGAACUGGUCAGAGGAAUGCGUGGUGGCCCUGAGGCUUCUCGUGUCAAACCGGAUAUUGCACGUGGAGAUCCUGGGAGAGCACAAUCGCAAGCUGUUGGUGUCCAUGGUCGACGAGACCAGCGAUCCCCAAGCUAACAUGGCCGAGGUGCUGAUCUCCGCGGGCUACGCAGCAGCUGCUGCUGUCGGGACCAAAAGUGACUCGCCGGCUGAGGCGGCUGCUCCUGCAGCGUCUGUGCAGCCACAAGGGGGAUCUCCUCCGGUGUCUGAGCCUCUGGUUUGGCGCAGUGCUGAGCUUCCCAGUGACGGCCAGACGGUGGCACUGCAGACCACUGUUGUUGAAAACCCCGGAGAGUUUUACUGCCACAUUGACAGUCCUGCAGCCCAGCAGCAGCUCACAGAGCUGGACUCUGAGUUGAAGCUGCACUGUGAAGCCGAUGCCACGUCUUUAGUGCCAAAAGUGGGGGACCCUUGCUGUGCUCUGCACCCUGGUGAAGGAAGGUGGUGCCGGGGCAUGGUGAGGAAAGUGUCUGAAGACUGCGUAACCGUAUACUUUGUGGACGGCGGGCAAACCAUCGAUGUUAAAAUGAGCAAUGUCCGGUCAAUCACCGUCGAGCUCCUGAAGCUGCCCUUCCAGGCAAUCCGCUGCUGGCUCGCAGGUGUGGAGCCCCUGGAAUCAGAAUGGAGCAGUGAAUCCCUGCUCUUUUUCCUGACCCUGGUAGAUGGGCAGCAGCUCUCUGCUCGGGUGCUCUCCGUCACUGAGCAAGGCUGCGGCGUGGAGCUGGAGAGUAAGGGACAGAACGUGGCAGCCGCUCUCAUUUCCGAGCAACUAGCCAGAGUUCCUGGAGAGCUGGCCAAAGAGAAGCACGUGACGACGGGCCAACCAGGUAAAGACGGCGAGAAGGAACCGCGGACGGAAGACGCCUCUAAAAAGCCGUCGGCUGAACAGCUGACUGCGGUUUCAUCAGACGAGCCGUUUUUCCCAGUGGACUGGAAGGCAGUGGAGCUGCCACUCAACAGCAUCUUCAAACCCGGCGUCGCUGCGGCCAUUAACCCCUCCCUGUUCUACGUUCUCAGCCCCAUUCAGGUUGAUGGGGAAAAGGUGAAGGAGUUGAUGGAACAUCUUGCGGCCUACUGCUCCAAACACCAGACGGCUUCAUCUGCGGCUGUGAAGAGCAGGCCUGCUCCUGGGGCUGCCUGCUGCGCCCAGUUCUCUGCAGACAACACCUGGUACCGAGCCGUGGUCCUGGAAGUGGGCGACGCCGAGGCGAAGGUCAUAUACGCCGACUACGGCAACAUGGAGACGGUUCCGUUCUCCAGAAUUCUGCCGAUUCCCCUGCGCCUGCUGCAGCUCCCUUUUCAGAUCACUCGCUGCACCCUCCUCGGCAUGGAGCGCUUUCCGGCAGUGUGGCCCGAAGACGUGACUAAAAUGUUUCAGCGUGCGCUGUCGGACGGGGUCUUUGCGACUGUGCUGUCCUUCGACGGCUCGGCCAACGUGCUCUCUCUCACUCUGCCCACGGAGAGUGGGGGGGUGCAGAUCGCCUCCAUGAUCUUCGAUGCGUUGCAUCCCCAGAACAAGGCCAACGCUCAUCCACCCGCCAACCCGAAAAGCGACCAGACGGGCAGCGGCACGCCCGACCGCGCCGCCGCGGCUCCAGACGGCGCCCCGCUCGGCGCCAUUCCCAAAGUGCGAAUAACAGACCAUCAGACGCCAUGCUGCUGCCCGAGUCUGAAGACACAGAUGGAUCGCCUGGAGCAGCUCAUGCAGUUGCAGCUUUCUCUCAUCAAGCAGAUUGUUGCACAAGCAAAAUAA